AGCUCUCCUCCUCACAGCAACACCUCUGCACUCCUGAAGAGACUCCCUGAAGAACCAACCUGAGCUCAGACCUGCGAAGAAACAGAGACAUGGCCUCUCGAAUUGCACUUCUCCUCUUGCUGGGUGUCAUCUGCGUUGGGUUUGCAUCAGCCCAGAUUGCCCAAGACUGCUGUAUCAAGGUUGCUGAGAAGCGUUUGCCGCUCCAAAUCCUACUAAGCUACACCAUUCAGGAUGCUGGACAAGGAUGCUCCAUCAGCGCUACUGUGUUUGUUUCAAAAGUUGGAAAAACCCUCUGCGUCCCCCAUCCCAACGAUAAAGCCUGGGUGAAGAGUUACAUUAGACAGCUGAAUGAGAAACAUCAAAGACGUCACUAAUCAGGUGUAGAGAGGAGUGGACUGUGGGAAAAGGCUGCUGACAAACGAAAAGGGCCGACUCUUAACUGAGGGCAGAAGACGGCAGAAUCAUUUCCAUUUGGCUUCAGUCUCGUACUUUAGUAGAUCAAACCGUUUGAGAAGAUCUUAUCUUUAAGAUCUUUGAGGAAUCAUCCCCUCAUCAUGCCAGUGAAUCAUCAGUAGCUAAAUGUACAGUUCUUGAUAUUUGUCCUCUCAUUUGUGGUGAAUGCGGUCUAAAUACAUUUGUGAAUUAAUGUUUUUUAUUUAUUUUUCAUUAUCUAUUGAGUGACAUGUACAAUUGUUCGUUUUGUGUCAACCAUAAGACUGUAAGGUGCCUGAGGAUAAUGUCCCUAAAUUAUGUUUGUCAAGAUGUGUUUAUAUUUUAUAAUAAAUUGGAUUUAAAGUGUA
Molecule: messenger RNA, 800 nt
Organism: Trematomus bernacchii (emerald rockcod)
Lineage: Eukaryota; Metazoa; Chordata; Actinopteri; Perciformes; Nototheniidae
Product: C-C motif chemokine 21-like
Exons: 4
Coding region: 90-374 (94 amino acids)
Biological process (GO): monocyte chemotaxis; G protein-coupled receptor signaling pathway; cellular response to interleukin-1
Cellular component (GO): extracellular region
Molecular function (GO): chemokine activity; CCR chemokine receptor binding
Source: RefSeq, a predicted model, not a curated record